AUGGCCCCUGAGAAGCAGGCGAGGAGACGCCGCGGCCAUGCCACCAGCCCUUCUCCUGCCUCUGCUCCCGUCAGGCUGCCCAGCGCUGAAACCUGUCACACACGGCUGGCCCCGGGGGCUCGGGGAAGCUUACGGCGCGAGGACGCCCCUCAGCCCCCGCUCCCAAGGCAGGGGCGCCCUGCGAGAGGCAGCAGCGCCCGGUGGGCGCGGGUCUCCAGCCGCGGGCACUGCCUCGGCUGCGAGGGGGAAGACACCGUACAGCCCCCCUCCGCAGGAAUCCGCCAUGUUAGGGCGGCCGCCGAGCCCCCGCUGCCCGCCGAGCCGGCGGCCCCGCCGCCCUUCUGCGUCCCAAGGACUGCGGGAGAAGGGGACCGGCGGCACCGCCGCAGCGUUCACCCCGGUGUCCGGCCUCUGCUCCCGCCCCGUCACCGCUCGCACGCAGCGCUGUCCGCCAUGUUAGCGCGGCGGCCGUUGACCCUCCGCCCGCCGCCGCCGCCACCCUCCCGGGUGCGGGGGUCCCGCUGCCCGCCCGCUCGGCCCCCGCACUGCGGCCCCGCACCGCCCGGCGCGCCGGGGGACAGGGGGAGCUCCGGCUCUGACUCAUUCCGCCGCUCUCCAUCUGCGGCUGCCGGUGGCAGCCGGUCUCGCCCUACGCCGCCGGGCGGAGAAAGGGCAGCGGGAGGAACCGGCCCCAUCCCCAAACCUCCUCGGCCGUCACCGCCACGGUACUGCCCGCCGGCUGCCCCUCCGCCCUUUCCGGCCACCACGACCACCGCUCCCCGUCCCUCCCUGCACUGCCCCGAGCCUCAGGCCCCAGGCAGAGGGAAACCCCUAACACUACCGCCCGCCGCCGGUGACCACGGACGCUCCGGCCCGGUUCGGAGCUUGGGGUGGGCGUCGGCACUGCUUCCCUCCCUCACUCCCACCACCUCCCCCACGGGCGGCGAGAGACCCAGGACUCCCGCUCCGGUACUCACGUGAGAUAACGGCCCGAAAGAUUUGUUCCAGGUGCAAUGGAUCAUCACUAAUACCUGAAGGGUCAGCUGGAGACCAAAGGUUAUGCCUCUGUGGAAUUUAUAAUUUCUCAUUGCAAAUAUCUUGGAAUUGGAGAAGUGGCAUGGAAUUCCCCUGCAUGGAUAAACAGGAGGCACUGGUUCCCAGAAGAGUGAACUGGUCAGCAGCAAUAAAUCAACUUUAAAACACAACAUCUAAACACUAAAGCAGGAUGAAGUGGUCUGUGUACCAUGCAAGGAGGUUAAAAGUAUGCAUAUCAUGUGCUGUGACUGAUGGUUACUGAAUGGGGAGAUUCUUCUUAUUAACUUUUUUUGGAAUGAAUACUCUCUCUGUUGUCAUUGGUUGCAUUUGCAAGAAGUUUUUGUUCCCAAAUGUUUAUUCUCAGCCCUGUACUUCUUGUAUAAGUAGUCUUCCUCAAAUGUGACCUUAGCUUUAUGCAA
This is a messenger RNA of Vidua chalybeata, 1454 nucleotides long. RefSeq lists its product as uncharacterized. The record is from RefSeq and is a predicted model, not a curated record. Bases 1 to 981 code for a protein of 326 amino acids. NCBI's taxonomy places the organism in Eukaryota, Metazoa, Chordata, Aves, Passeriformes, Viduidae. The transcript is spliced from 3 exons.